Messenger RNA from Mytilus californianus (California mussel), 552 nucleotides. Its product is annotated as cyclic GMP-AMP synthase-like. Lineage: Eukaryota; Metazoa; Mollusca; Bivalvia; Mytilida; Mytilidae. The record is from RefSeq and is a predicted model, not a curated record. The coding region runs from base 1 to 552 and encodes 183 amino acids. The transcript has 2 exons. Gene Ontology annotation, molecular function: protein binding.
AUGUCUUUUUCCGUUGGUGAAAAAUUUCUUAUUAAUACAUUUACGCAUACACAAUUACUUUGUUAUGUUCUAUUGAAAAUCCUUCUUAAAAACUCGAUAAAUAUUGAUUCAGGUUGUAAAGAGUUACUAUGUUCAUAUCACAUGAAAACAGUUCUGUUUUGGGUAUCUGAAGAAUUGCCUUUAUCAGAAUGGAGACCAGAAAACUUAACAUCUUGUUUUAUGAGAUGUUUAAGGAGACUUAUAUAUUUUGUUGAAUACUCAAUGUGUCCACAUUACUUCAUUCCUGAAAACAAUUUGUUUGAAAAUAAGAUGAAUGGUCAAUCGCGUGAAAUACUUUUAAAUAAACUUUAUAUAUUCAAUAGUUAUGGCUGGCAAUGUAUCGCAUGUUCAGAAAAUUCCCCUUUAAAAGGUGUAUCCUACAAUAUCUUAGGGAUUGCUUUUCAACUAAUGGGAGACAAAGAAUCAGCAAAACAAGCAUUUAUGCAAUCUAUGAGACUAUACCCAUACAGAGAAUAUAACACUGCUUACCUGAGAUUGUCAUUGAUAUGUUGA